AUGAUGAAAUUCCUAGUAGUAUUGAGCGUUGCCCUGGCUAUUGCUGAAGGCACCAACGUGGCCAGAUGCAUUAACCACGCUGGAGAUUUGCCUGCCAGCACCCGCAUUGAAGGCUGCAACAAUCCUCCUUGUGUCCUGCCUCAGCUCCGUGAUGCCGUUGUCCACAUGACAUUCAGAGCUCCACGUAACAUGCAGUCCAUGCGCACUUUAGCCACCGCUUACUUGGGCUCCAUCCCCGUCCCAUAUGACCUCGGCAACAAUGCAAACACCUGCAACCACCUCACGAACACCAGAUGUCCGGUCAACGCUGGAACAAAUGUCCAGUACACCCUGAGGAUGUUUAUCGAGAGCUGGUUCCCAGUGGGUACCUCAGCGACGAUUGAGUUCAGAGUCGUGGACCAAAGCAACAACCCAGUCGUUUGCGUCCGAGUUCCAAUCAGAAUCAGUCGCUCUAACAAAUACAUCGCAGGCGAGAGUGGAUUUCUCCCUGCCAUCGAAGCUACCGAAUACUAA
This is a messenger RNA of Parnassius mnemosyne (clouded apollo), 513 nucleotides long. The record is from the annotation of a GenBank genome assembly. NCBI's taxonomy places the organism in Eukaryota, Metazoa, Arthropoda, Insecta, Lepidoptera, Papilionidae.